Molecule: messenger RNA, 6029 nt
Organism: Colletes gigas
Lineage: Eukaryota; Metazoa; Arthropoda; Insecta; Hymenoptera; Colletidae
Gene: Nca
Product: neurocalcin homolog
Exons: 4
Coding region: 62-640 (192 amino acids)
Molecular function (GO): calcium ion binding
Source: RefSeq, a predicted model, not a curated record
UAAUUAGCGGUCGAGACUCGCCGUCGAAAGCCCGAAAUUCUGAAAGGAGCGACGAACGACCAUGGGGAAACAGAACAGCAAACUAAAGCCGGAAGUACUGGAGGACCUCAAACAAAAUACUGAAUUUUCAGAUGCUGAAAUUCAAGAAUGGUACAAAGGCUUUCUGAAGGACUGCCCGAGUGGGCAUCUCAGCGUAGAAGAAUUUAAGAAAAUAUAUGGAAACUUUUUCCCCUAUGGUGACGCUUCAAAGUUUGCAGAACACGUGUUCAGGACGUUCGACGCUAACGGCGAUGGAACAAUUGAUUUCCGAGAGUUUUUGUGCGCUCUGAGCGUAACAUCACACGGCAAAUUGGAGCAGAAAUUGAAAUGGGCCUUCAGCAUGUAUGACCUCGAUGGUAACGGCUAUAUUUCGCGACAAGAAAUGAUGGAAAUCGUGACAGCAAUCUACAAAAUGGUAGGUUCCGUGAUGAAAAUGCCAGAAGACGAAUCUACACCCGAAAAAAGAACCGAUAAGAUAUUCCUGCAGAUGGACAAAAAUAAGGAUGGCAAAUUGUCACUCGACGAAUUUAUAGAGGGUGCAAAGAAUGACCCUUCUAUUGUGCGACUGUUGCAGUGCGAUCCUAGUGCACAAGCUCAGUGAAGCCUUGGGCCAUUAUGCAAAUAUUACCGUGUCGUCCAGAUACGUGCGUCGGGACCCGGUCCGAUAGUGUCCCGUAUACAAACAUUACGAUCACAAAGCAGUAUAUGUUUUAAAAAAUUCCCUAGAAAACUUUUCAAAGAAAAACUUUUAUUAUUUUGGUUACAUUUAAUGUAAGAAUUCUUUACUCUUUGUACAGUAUUGUCCUUGCUGUUUCAUAAUAUUUAAUUUUUUUUUUUCUCUUUUCUUUUUUCUUUACGUGUGAACUUUAUUUUUACGCGAUUGAUCAUAUAAUAAUCAAAUUUUUAUUAUCGAGAAGUAGAUAAGUAAGUAUUAAACGUAUUAACGAAUUUUCAUGCAAGAAAUCGUUACGAACGUAAACGUUGCUCGAAAACAUAGGUGAUAGAAAAAGGGGGCAUUUUUAAAUUGGACCGGAACCCGAACAGGUCCAGGGUCACUGGGCCCAUUGCGCUUGCGCAUACCGCAAGCUAGUCUGCAAGACUAGUCCAGUCGCUCCGUCUCGUAAACGGAUCGAUUUUAAACGAAAAAAAGCUUAUUACGUUUUCGGAUGUACGAAUCCUCGUGUGCUGCGUACGACGAAUGACCUGCAGAGCUGCCCACACUCUGUUAUUCGAGAAGAAAAUAUUGUGGUUCGUUAGUUAGAACCAAGAAUGUGCUUCAUCAGACUUUACCUCAAUGCUAUCGGUGACAUUGAUGCCUGAAGUAGCACUCGUGUUCCAGUUAUUCGGUUAAAUGCGAUAAUUAGCGGAAUUCUAGUGUUCUGUGUUCUUGUGCUGCUGUCCAUCAUUUCGUGGAGCAUCUCGAUACCUUCGUUAUGAAAGAUCAGCUUUAAUGGACAAUAGUGUUUACAUAAGUUCAACUACUGUUUCUUGUGGCACAAUUGUGCGAUAUCCGUCUUUGCUGUAUAACCUUAACUAUGCUUAUAAAUAACGAGUUCAUACAUCAACACAUUUUUGAGUAGUGGUCUUUAGCAUAAGUCUCCGCCAUACGCAGCUCAAAGGUAAAGUAAUUUUUAAGUGCUCUAUAUGGAUUUUUGUAAGCUAUUGUGCCCAAUACAUCUUUUUCCCAUUUCAUAGCCAUAUAUUCUGAACCAUUGAAAUUAUCUGUAAUGCAUACCUUAGCAACAUACGCAAAUGUUAUAUAAAAAAACUUACGUAUAAUUAUUAGGGGUAUGUGGGACCUCAAACAUUUUCCAGAGUCCAUCUUGAUCCUGAAAAAAAUUCCUGCCUCAAUUGAAAUCCUGCACACUCCUAAUAAUUAUAGCUCCUUCGUAAUUGAUCUGAAUAAAACUAAGGGACACUCCCUCAACUAUACUUAAUCUGACUUCAAAUUACAAUGAAUGCCAUAUUUUCAACGUCAACUUAGAUGAGGGAUUCAAUCUUGCAUUAGUACAUUGUUACACUUAUGUAGAUAACUGUUGCAAACAUAUAGAAAUAUUAUAAUAGUAAAAAUAUAUAGAUAUUAAGGAUUUACUAGAAAACUUACAAAAAUCAAAACUUUUACUGUUGCUGCUAUACAAAUAUACUCUGAUGCAAUAGCCCAAUUACAAUACACAUGUUAUAACUUUUAGAUUUAAUGUAACUUGGGCUAUUAUCUAAUUUCUAGGUUCUACAAUGUAUUUAGAACUUCAGAAUCUAUUUCGAUAUUACUUCUUGAAUGCAGUAAACUAGUUGCUUUAGUAAUCUUUGUUGCAGUUGCUCCUAUUCUAACCAGACAAGAAAUUUGUGCUUUAUAUUAGUAACUUAAUAUCCAAAUUAAAUUAAUAACAUAACUAGGCUUUCGUCUGAACUCUCAAUUCAGAUUAAAUUUUUGGCACUACGAGGCAAAAAACAUAAUUAUCUACAUAAGAACAUAACUGUUUACGUGAUUGGUUGAAUCAUCCAGUGAUACUACUAAAGUCUGAAUAAAUUAUACUUGCUUAGCAGUAUUAAGAUUCAUAUUACAGUGACAAUUAAUGGCAACUUAAUUUUCCACUUUUCAGAUACUUAUUGUGAAAUACUCGGUAUAAAUCGAUGAUACAUAGUUCUAAUUAGAGUAGAAUAGAAUCUUACACUACUAAUCCUACGGUAGUAUUUUUAAACCAUCAACAAAAGUUAAUUAUAUAUUCAUUUUUUUUUUUUCUUGAAUUUAUCAAAAGAAGUUGAUGAACGCUUUCGUUUUAGUAAAAAAGUAUAAACUUUGAAAUUUAACAUAAGAAAAAAUAAGCGAUCUAUUUUCAAUUUAUAGCUCUCGCUUGAGUCUAGAACCCAUAACUGUGAUCGCGUGGAUUGCGGAAUUAGGUAUUGGUCCGAGUGCGUUUAAAAAACUAGAAUUCAUUAAAUGAUUCCAGUUAAACUUUACUGUACAGGAGCGCAUAAGUCCGUUUUAGGUGAUAACCUACAAUUUUAUUCAGAUUUACGUAAUUGAAGGAGAAGUAGACACGCAUAGAACGUUUAUUUUUAAGUUUUUCAGAUGUGUAGAUCAUGAUCUAUCAUGCUGAUGUUCUACACACUUUAAGAUCUGCAUUCAGGUAGUAACAAUGGUUCAUUGUAUGUAACUAUGAAAUAAGAGAAACAUAUGUUCGGCAUAAUAGCUAAUUGCAAGAACACAUUUCAUAUUAUACGAUGAUGCGCAUAAUACUCUUCGUGAUCCCGACGAAAAGUUUUCGAAUGUUCAUUACGCGCUGUCAUAGAUCGCCUAAUGAUCUAAUAAUUAUAGAGAAGACUCAUUUUGAGAUACGUCUUAAUAUGUUGGCAGAAAAACUGGAGCAAUUAAUAGUUCGAGUAGCAAAGGUCACCGGAAAAAAUUGAUGAAAGAAAAAACGUCUGGUUAAAGUAAUUAUUCAAACAGUUCAUUAAUUUUAAUGAACAUAAUGUGUUUUUAGAUAAUAACGUUUUUUUUUCGCUUUAAGUAUGAAUAAUGGAAUUAUAUGGAGAACAGUAAAACCAGUAUGCAAUGUGUAAAUAUUAUUUAAAGAGGAUAACUCACAUUGUAAUACAAUAUAACCACUUCUUUUGUGGCUUUUUAUAAUGUUUUGUGGAUUUUUUAACGACAAGAGUAUAUUAAAAUUGCUUCCUACUUAUGAUCCUAUUGUAACUUUGUAUACUUUAUUGCAACUUUCAUGAAUAUAAACUGACUAAAAUAAUUACCAAAAAUUUCCAUAAAACUACAUUUAUAAAUGUAAAAUUAAAUCAUACUUAUAAUGAUUCUAUCUAUUAAAUUUGACUUACUAUUAUAAUAAAAUAAUGAGAUUUAAAAAACUAUAAUUAAAUUAUAAGAUAUUUGCACAUAUAUUUCCAUGAAAACAAUUGGAGAAACAAUUAUUUAUGAUGAACUUCGAAUAUAGAAUUUUGUAAUUGUUAUUAAGCUAUUGAAUUAAUUUGUUUAUCUCAGAAGUUACAGUCCGAUGACCUUUGUUAUAAUCGCUUUAACAUGUUAAUUUCCGUAAAACAAAGGUUCUUUUAACCUUCUCGUAACAAGCAAGGGAAAGAAUGGAGCCCGCUUGCCGAUUUGAACGACUGAACUGAUUGUUAUUUUAGUUCAGUAGUUUUCGAACGACAAAAAGCUUCAAGUUUAAAAAAAAAAAAAGAUUGUAAAAAUGAAGUGAAAAUAAAAGGAAAGGAGAUAACAUGGGGAAAGAAAAACGAGAGAAUAAAAUUCACACGCACGAACUAUUUUAGAGAUUUAUUUUUGCGAAUGCGUAUACGCGUGUAUGUCCGUGUACGAAUGUGCUAUGUGUGUGACAAUGUAUCGUUAUACGCGUCUGCAUGUAUGCAUACGCGAGAAAGGGAUAGGAGGAAGGAGACAAAAACAAGAAAAAAAAAAAAGAAAAAAAAUACAAGCAAAACAAACAAAAUCUCCCGCCACCUGUUGUUCAAUUAGAAUUGGCUAUUUUAAUGCGUUCUGCAUAUAUGUAUACAUAGCACUAUAAUUUUAUUACUUGUUCCUAGUGAUAAGAGCGCGAUAAUAUUGCAGUUUCUGUCUGUGCAAAAAUAAUACACGCAGCAGCAGAACAAAUGUGUAACUUGUGACGGAUCAUUAAUUAUGGCACGAUCAACAGAAAUCGACUCGUGAUUAAAUUUAAAGUAACUAUCUCGGUAUAGAUAAACGUGUAUAUUUUGAGAAAUAUACGAAACAAAUUUAAUGUAUAUAAAUUACAAUCUACAAUGGAAACAAAAUUCGGACGGUUCGUCGUUGUUGUUGAGGGAAUAGGACAUUGAUUAAAUGAUUUUUUAUUUCACAAUUCUUUAAUUAGUAUUUCAUUUUUUGUUUUAAAUGUUCUUCAUUAUCUCUGUCACCAUUUCCUUUUCGUAAUGCGUGAUCGAGCUUUAAUUUACAUUCCUUUAAGGUUCGACUACGUUUUCCGGUAUCACUAACGAAACAUCUUUGCUACUUAAAUAUGAUUACGUGAUAAGUAAUCAUUAUGCUGGCAGUAUUGUAAGUAUUAUUUUACAGGAGGGCAACGUAUAAAAUACGUGCAUAUAUUAGAACAUAUACAUAUAUACAUAUAUAUUGUAUAUAUAUACGUAUAUUUGUAUCUAUGCAGAAAUCUAUUCUACUUUCUAAGAUAUUAUCUGUUCAUAUUAUGCUCAUUAAUAAUUAAGGAUAAAGACCACAUAGUUAUAUCUUUAAUCCGUAUAGUCAUUGUAUAAACUAAAUAACCUUACUGAAGUUAAUAUAUGAAAUUUUAAAACAAUGUUUGGAUUCUUCUGACUAUUUAAUAAGAGGAAAAAUAAGAAGGUGCAGGGAGUAUGCUAAUUACCGAAAAAAACAAAGCGAUGACAUUUCCUUCUAAAAAAUACAAAAAUAUAAAGAAUAGAUAAAAAAUUCUGUUUAGAUAAAAUGGAAUUUAUAUUUUAAAUUCAAUGCUAGUGAAGUCAAAAUGUAAUUAUCGUACCUCGGAUUAAAAAGCAAUAAAGCGGGAAAAAGUAAAUAUUGCAAUUAAAUUAGCACAACUCUAAAAAGUCAAUAAUAUUGCAUAACUUUCAUAAUUUUACAUUUGUUUAAAUAUUUAAUGAUUUUUCAACCACUUUCUUACAAGAUAAGUAUACAAAAUGAAUAGUAAGUCAUACUAAUUCAUCAAAACAUAAAUGGUAUUAGCGAAUUAGUAUUUAAAGUGUUGAAUGAGAAAAUCAGAUUAUUAAAAAAAACAAACGAACAUCAUCGGAUAAACAAUUUUGACAGAACAGUUUUGAUUGUCCACUUUAAAUCAUUUCCAUUAUAUUUUUGGAAUAUAAUUAGUUUAGCAUAUAAAAUUAUUUAACAGAAUUACACAUAAGUUUGUUGAUAAAAUUCUAAAAAUUUUAAUAUUUUUAUCGAUUUUAAAUAGUCAAAUCUGAUAUGUUGUAAAAAGAAAGUAAUUUUCAAAACAAUUCGACAGUUGAAAGUAAAG